AUAUAGGAGUGAUAUCAGAAGAAGGAGGAAGAAAAAAAUAUUCUGUUUCGAUCAGUGACGUAAACUAGUGAUACACUCGAAAAAGGAGAUCGAUCAAGUAUUCAUUCAUCUCAUUCCGAUAUUUAUUCAUCUGUACGUGUCCUUACAUUGAUGUCACCAGCCUGUGGGAUGCUGCUGGAUGAGACGCCACUAUUCGAGCCAGCUCUCCUCCAGGAGCUGGACUGGAGUAGCAAGACCGUGUCCUUCUCUCCCCCAAUCUCCCCCUCCCAGCCUGGGGAAGGUCUGGUCCUCAGGCCCCUCUGCACAGCCGACUUCAACAGGGGAUUCUACAAGGUGUUAUCCCAACUCACAACUGUAGGAGAUGUUACGCCAGAGCAGUUUAUUAAGAAAUUUGAGCACAUGAAAAAGACUGGGGACUACUAUGUCAUCGUGGUGGAGGACACAAACCUGGGACAGAUUGUUGCCACGGCCACAUUGAUCACAGAGCACAAAUUCAUUCAUUCCUGUGCAAAGAGAGGAAGGGUGGAGGAGGUAGUUGUCAGUGACGUGUGCCGGGGAAAACAGCUGGGGAAACUGUUAGUGUCGACCCUCACUCUCCUCAGCAAAAAACUAGAUUGCUAUAAAAUAACAUUGGAAUGUGCACCCAAGAACGUGGCCUUCUACACAAAGUUUAGCUACUCCGCAUCAGACGAGACUUACAUGCAGUGUCGGUUCUUUGAUUGAGUGUUGUUCUCCCUCCCUGGGAUUUGACUUGAAGAAAUUGGUUCCAGGACAUUGUCAUAUUGGUUCAACAUCCUAGGAUCCCCCAACGUUCAAGUCGUCUCCCCACCGUCAGAGUCACCGUCCCUCUGGUCACAAAGCUACCUCACGUGGGGGAGAUUUGGCAUUGUGUCCCUGGCUUCCCCACAAAGGAAUGUCAAUCCAUUCGGGAAUUUGGGACUUCUGCACAUGCAAUAAAGUGCUCUCUGUGCUUUAUAGAUAUUUUUCUGUUUUUUGAUUCAUAAAUGUAUGUGUUAAGAGGGUUUAGUUAAUAUUUACAUAUGUUAAUUGCAAUUUAAGGUUUGCAGACCGGUCCACAUGUGAGAUAUGCGAAGGCAAGUGACACACGUACUACAAAGACCAUUUGGUAACAUUGAUAUCUUAAUGUAGGGCAGAAAAUUUGGGACAUUGAUUAUGCUAAGGUACUGCAUAUUUAUUUUGGGAAAUUGUAUUUUCUGUUCAUUGGGAAAGACUUUGAUCUCUGUGCCCUUUACACUAACUGUGCUUGCAACCUAUUGGGCAGCACAGAAUUACUGUGAAGUUUGACAUAUGCUUUUAGUGAUCAAUGGUACAUGGGCUAUUUCAAACCUCAGGAAGUUCAAGUUGUACACAAGUAAAAUCAUGUAUAGGUUUGAGGGAAUUCUGUUCUAGAAAAUACAUAGCUACAUUUGGUAUGAAGAUAUGGGUAAUUGUAGUGAAAGCUUAUUUAUUCAACCUUAGGUUUUUUAGUUUCACAAUUAUGCUGUACAACUGGGGACACUUAUUCUAUGUAAAAUGCUAAUAAAUUAUUUUUACACUGGU
Molecule: messenger RNA, 1560 nt
Organism: Salmo salar (Atlantic salmon)
Lineage: Eukaryota; Metazoa; Chordata; Actinopteri; Salmoniformes; Salmonidae
Gene: gnpnat1
Product: glucosamine-phosphate N-acetyltransferase 1
Molecular function (GO): glucosamine 6-phosphate N-acetyltransferase activity
Source: RefSeq, marked provisional